AAGUUAUUAUCAACUGGACUGGCCCUGAAUGGAUGGCUGAGAGCGUGGCAGCCCAGUAUCCUAGCAACCGAGGGGAUAUCAGGAUCCUGGAUGUCGCUGCCGGUACCGGGUUGGUAUCUGUUGAGUUGAGGAAGCAUGGCUUCGUGCACAUCGAUGGUUUAGAGCCGUCCGAGGGAAUGCUUCUCGAGGCCAAGAGAAACAACUUGUAUGAGCAAUACAUCUUGGACAUGCUUGGGGAAAACACACUGGACAUAGCUGACGACACCUACACAGUUGUAACGAUGUCAGGUUUGAGUCGGGAGGUGAUGAAGAAGCUGCCAGUCAGGGCCCUGGAGGAGAUGGCGAGAGUGACACAACCAGGUGGGCGUGUUAUGAUGAACGCAUAUGACUACAAUUUCCAAAGUGAAAUAUUUCGUGUGAAUCUAGCCAGUCUGGAAUGUCGCGGGAUCUGGAAGCUGGAAAGCAAGGAGGCUCGGCAACACAUUUCCAACGGUGUUGGUGGUAUUCUUCAUACCUACAGGGUCCUGUAACGACGACGACCAGAGAACAUUAAUCCGCAUAUUAUACUAUUGCACAUAAUUCCCCUUGACAAACGGCAAAUGUUUCAAAGAUGUCCCAUAUAACUGUGAUAUCACGAUAAAUAAACACACGACAAGGCUCCAUGUAAUUAUUUGCAGCCUGAGUAUCAUUUGUACUAAGUACAAUAUCAUAUUUUGAAAUACUAAUA
Molecule: messenger RNA, 727 nt
Organism: Haliotis rubra (blacklip abalone)
Lineage: Eukaryota; Metazoa; Mollusca; Gastropoda; Lepetellida; Haliotidae
Product: methyltransferase-like protein 27
Exons: 4
Coding region: 33-530 (165 amino acids)
Source: RefSeq, a predicted model, not a curated record